AUGGAUUCGAAUGAAGACUCAAAAUACAUCGAAUUUUUGCAACAGUUUAUAGAUUUUGAGUUUGAAACUGAUAAGAAAAAGAAAGCGAAGAACAGAAGGGUAACAUAUCGAGGCAUCACCAUCGAGAUACACGAUACAUUCAAAAGGGAUAUUGUGAUUAUUGCUGUUCUCGCAGUUUGCACUAUGUUUUUGGUUAUUUCACUAAUUCACAUGUUUCAACUUUAUUUUCCGGUGGGAACCGUUGUACAACGACAAGGAGCUGCGAUACCGUUUUUCCCGGAAACAUUCAAUGGGAUGAUUGAAGAUCAUUACGAUGGAACGCUGCCGAAGCAUAGGUUGGAUCGAAACAAAAUAGUUAUGUACUAUUCGCCGCACAGUAUUUCUUCCAAAAUAUUUAGGGAAAAAUUUGUCAAAGUUGCGCAAAGUGCUAUUAAGCUUCAUAAGCAUACAUAUCCAGCAUUUGCUGCAGUUAAUUGUUUCGAUCCCAAAGGAGCAUGUCGCAAUCAAUUUAAAAUGCCACGCUUCCCUAUCAUUACGGCAACGUCACCGCAAUUUGUGAACUCGGUGUAUAACGGACCAAUGAAAAUUGAUUAUGUGAGCCGAUGGGUUAAUCGAAUUCAAAAUCCGGUUAUACGUAUUUCAAAUCUGGAAGACUUGAUUCGUCUCACAAACCAAUUCGACUUGCUUGUUGUGUCUUAUUUACAUCCUCAGAAGGACCCAAAUUUUCGCAUACAUUUUCGCAACUACACUGCAGCUGCUUAUAGCGUUUACGAUGGAACACCGAAUACGGAAGCCCUUAUUUUCUGCAUUGUUACUGAUAUGCAAAUGGCAAACGUUUUUCGGUUUAAUAAGUAUAGCGACAUUGUAAUGGUGAAUUCCGAUGCUCAAGUUAUUUCAAGUUCGGUGAAUCAAAAUUGGACGAUUGAACAAAUUGUAUGGAAAGUAAAAGAAAAUGUCAUAUUAUCAACUCGAAAAAGCGUGGAGAUCUUAAAUGUCGGAUUCCGAGAACAUUCUUCAACCCAAUUUGCGGAUAGGGUUAAUAGGACAUCAACGAUACUUCUGAUGGCACCAGAUUUGCGACACGGAAAUGAAAAGUUUGAAACAUUUCGAAAGCUUGCUCUUCAAUAUCAUUAUUGUAAAGAGAAGAACAUACAAGAAAUUGAACGUGUUGAAGAAAAUACAGAUGAUUUUGGACAUGAUUGCCCGGUGUCCAUCAAAUCGUACUCGUGCAAUAGGAAUUCCACAUUGCGGUUUCUUGCCAUUGAUACACUUGUUAAUCCUCAGCUCGCUACUAAAUUUGGUGGCGAAAAAGAGGAUGUGCUGAUUACCAUCAAUGCUCAAAACGAAAUGACAAAGAUGAUAAAAGGGAAAAUUACUACCGAAAAGAUCAGAUGUCUCAUUCAGCAACAUCACGAAGCAGCAGAUAAUGAGUUUGUCGUUGAGUCCGCCCGAAUUUUGCCCAAUAUCGCGCCGAGAAGUGUCUUGGACAUGAAAAAGAAAUCGAUUGGGGAGCCCAAUUUGAUUCCAUUUGUUGCCAAUGUCGCUGAAUUAUUAGAGUCUCCAAAAAUUUCCGUGGCAUUGUUCAGUGCUGGCGUCUCUCACGCUCCUUCUCAAGUUGUUCUUGCGCCAUUCCACUUGGCUUCAAGACAUUUUGCGACCGUCACCGAUCAAAUUCAAUUUGUCAUAGUUGACGUAUCAUUAAACUACGUUCCGUACAAUUUCAACUUUGAGAAAUUACCAAAAAUAUUGAUAUUAGGUGAUAAGAAAACUGGAUCGAGCUGGAUGUAUCCCGAAGGAUUGCCGAUCACCUAUCCAAACCUCUUGAGAUUUAUUGAAACGCGUCCAUCAACAAGAACACUUAUAGCCGCUGUUGAGGAACAAGAAUAUUUGACAAAUUUGAUAACAAGUCAUAUGCCAGUCGAUAAAAGUAAAGUGGAUCGGCUCAAGAAUUUGGAUUACGUCAUUCAGACUCUACAAAAUUUGCCAAGCGACCGAUAA
This is a messenger RNA of Caenorhabditis bovis, 1998 nucleotides long. The record is from the annotation of a GenBank genome assembly. NCBI's taxonomy places the organism in Eukaryota, Metazoa, Nematoda, Chromadorea, Rhabditida, Rhabditidae.